Messenger RNA from Trichoplax adhaerens, 1866 nucleotides. RefSeq lists its product as uncharacterized. NCBI's taxonomy places the organism in Eukaryota, Metazoa, Placozoa, Uniplacotomia, Trichoplacea, Trichoplacidae. The record is from RefSeq and is a predicted model, not a curated record. Bases 1 to 1866 code for a protein of 621 amino acids. The transcript has 7 exons. Gene Ontology annotation, molecular function: protein binding.
AUGGCUUUAGCACAAUUAUCGCAUCGUUACGUAUUUGGCUUAAAAGGUGAUCUAAGAGACACAGUUAGCUAUUUAGACGAGCAAUCCAUCGUUUACCCUGUUGGAUCGAACUGCGUUGUCUAUAAUGUCGAUCAAAGAAGUCAAAAAUUUAUCAUUGGAUCGGAGAAAAGUCAGUACACAUCAGCAAUUGCUGUUAGUACGAAUAGGCGCUAUGUUGCUAUUGCUGAACGAGGAGAUAAGCCUACCAUCAAUAUCUAUGAUAUUCACUCUUUAAAACGAAAGAAGGUCUUAACAUUACCGGAAUGUACAUCUAAUGAGUACGUUAGCAUGGCAUUUUCACCAGAUUCUAAAUAUCUAGUAACACAGAGUGGUAAGCCCGAUUGGACAUUAACUUAUUGGACAUGGGAAAAAUCGAAACCAUUAGCUUGCGUCAAGACAACUAAUCAGCACAAUGCCACAAUUUAUCAGGUUACAUUCAAUCCUCAAGAUAAUUCUCAAGUUUGCGUAACUGGAAGCGGAAUAUUUAAAUUAUUUCGUUAUAAUGAAGGCAAUUUAAAGCAGUUUGCUUUCUUAAAAAUGGAUCCACAAAACUAUUUAAGUCAGAGCUGGUUGAGUGAUGACAAAAUUAUCGUUGGAACUGAUUCUGGUAGAUUACUUCUACUAGAAGCCGGUGAAUUAAAAAAUGAAUUUAGCAUCGUUAGUCCGACUGCCGAAUCACGCCAGCGAUCGACGACAAAUACAAUUAUGGAAGAUAAAAUAAUUGAUGAUCGCUUAGCUAUUCACAGUAUCGUUAGUUAUACUAAAGGAUUUAUAUGUGGUUGUGCGAAUGGAUCGGCGUAUACUUUCGAGAAAACCGAUGAAAAAGAUACUUAUAGAAAGACGAGAGAAAUGGCGUUACCUUCAUCAUCCUUGAGAAAAGAGGAAACAGUUAAACAUUCACCUAGUAUUAAAACUAUAACUAUUAGCCCAUCGGAAGAAAAUUUAAUUUGUAGCAGUAGCGACAAUCAACUUUAUACCAUUUCUCUAUCAUCAGCAGAUAUGGCCAAGGGGGAGAUUAUUAGUUUUGAGUUACUUUCUUGCUCCUUUCAUCAUCAUGUUAUCAGUGGCCUUGAUAUUUGCGUACGUAAACCCCUUGUCGCUACCUGCUCGAUGGAUCGAUCAGUCAGAAUUUGGAAUUACGAAACUGGAUCAUUGGAAUUAUACAAGGAAUUUCAGGAAGAAGCCUUCAGUAUUGCUUUGCACCCGUCCGGUUUAUACGUAUUAGUUGGAUUUAGUGAUAAACUUCGUCUAAUGAAUCUGCUAAUUGAUGAUAUUAGCUCUUUUAAAGAGUUUACCAUCCGUGGUUGUCGCGAGUGUUCAUUUAGUAAUGGAGGCCAUCUAUUCGCUGCAGUUCAUGGUAAUAUUGUUCAACUCUACUCGACAUCUACAUUUGAAAAUGUCAUGAACUUGAAAGGCCAUAACGGCAAGGUUAAAGCUGUGCGAUUUAAUGCUGAGGAUAGCAAGAUUGUUUCUUGUGGCAUGGAUGGGGCUAUUUGUGAAUGGUCAUUAAUUACAGGAAAACGUGAAAGUGAAAACGUUUUAAAGACUUGUAGCUAUUCCGAUGUUGUUAUUGCAUCUGAAGGACGCACAGUUUAUGCUGUUGGAUCAGAUCGUACUUUGAAGGAAAUUUGUGACUCCCAAAUUUUACGGGAGAUCCAAACUGGUGAAGCAAUCUUCACCCAAGUUGUCCUCUCCAACAGCUCUCGAAUGUUAUUUGGAGCUACCAAUUUAGGUACUAUCCGCUCAAUCAAAUAUCCCUUAACUCCAUCGGGCGAUUCGCAAGAAUAUCAGGCACACAGCGCUGCCGUUACUAAGGUAAGCACUUAA